Messenger RNA from Daphnia pulex (common water flea), 3811 nucleotides. RefSeq names its product GATA-binding factor 2-like. Gene Ontology annotation, biological process: negative regulation of transcription by RNA polymerase II; positive regulation of transcription by RNA polymerase II; cell fate commitment. The coding region runs from base 393 to 2702 and encodes 769 amino acids. Lineage: Eukaryota; Metazoa; Arthropoda; Branchiopoda; Diplostraca; Daphniidae. The transcript is spliced from 6 exons. The record is from RefSeq and is a predicted model, not a curated record. Gene Ontology annotation, molecular function: zinc ion binding; DNA-binding transcription factor activity, RNA polymerase II-specific; RNA polymerase II cis-regulatory region sequence-specific DNA binding.
UGAUCUGAGCUGGUCUCAUCAGUUCGGCCAUCGCUUCCGACAGCCGAGGAACGCACCGAAAGGAGCUCUCCCCAUAUUCUAUCUCUCUCGACAUAUCCCAACAACAACAUCAGCGCACAGUUAACCCUCUUGUUAUCUCUCUCAUUGCCACUCUUUUUUCACAUCGUUUGACUUGAUUCCAUCAUCUCCACAUCUUCGGAGCAGUUACUUGAUUUUGUGGCUCAUUUUCAAAUCGCUGCAGUUUAUUGACAUCUCUCAAAUCUGGUGACUUUACUCUGGUGACUCCCGACCGACAAAAUCGUGGUGAUUCGCGCGAAUUUUGAUUAUACUCGACGAUCGUUGGGUUUUGAGUUUGUUUUUUUGUUCCGACUCGCCCGUCACCGCGCGGCAAUAUGGAGAUGAACGCUGUGGACCAGCGUUCGUGGUACGAAUUGGCUGCCUCGCAGUCGCGCCACCAACAGCAACAGCAAGACAGCGGGGCCAACGGAGGUGCCGGCAGCCUCCAGUCGCAGCAGCAACAGCAACAGGAGCAGCAGGAAGUGCAGGAUAUGUUUUUCCCGGUUGCUCUCGAUUCGUCCGGGGCGGUCGGCUCGUCCGGCGCCAACAACGGCUCGCCGCAGCAGCGCGCCCGCCAACAAUACUACCAGCAGGUUCACCAUCACGCCGCACAGAUGCAUUCCGCCUACAACUCGGCAGCGGCCGCUUCUCACGCCGCCCGGAUGUCGAGCAGCCAGAUGUGCCGGCCACACUUUGGCGUGCCGGUGCCGACCCUGCCGUGGCUCACGCCACACCCGUCGCAAGCCGACGCCAAGUCCAUGAUGGCGCCACACCAUCCGCAUCACGCCCACCAUCACCACCACCAUCCAGCCCACCAUCCGUCGGCUUGGUCGCCGUUCGCGGCCAGCGCCGUGGCCGCUCAGGCCGCCCAGCAGCAGCAGCAGCAAUCGUCGACCUCCGGCGGAUCCUCCUCUUCGUCGUCGAGCGGAACAGCCAAGCAUCCGCACUCUAGUCCACACUUGCUGACCUUCCCGCCGACUCCGCCCGAAGACGCGGCCACCGAGUCGGCGGCCGCCGCUGCCGCCGCCGCCGCAGCCGCCGCAACGGCCGCUGCCAACCAGGAAUUCCAGCAGCAACAGCAGCAGCAGCAGCAGCAGCAAGAGCGAAACGGCAACCAUUCCGGCGCCGUGGCCAUGGACCUGGCCGGCGGAUCGGCCAGCCCAGUGGACAACAAAUCCUCGCUAUCCAGCUCGUUCUCCUGUUUCUCGUCGCCCAGCGACUUGAAAAUGAUGAGCGGAUUCAACAAUUCCGGCAGCGGCGACAACCACAAGUCGUCGGGUCAGCACGGAAGCGGCGGAAGCGGAGCCAACGCCAGCAGCGUUUCGGGACUGAUGUUCGCCGCGGCCGGAUUCGCCGCCGGAUCUUCCUUUCCGGCCUGCUCGGUGGCCGGAAAGCCCCGCGAAGGUAGCCACAGUCCGGUCAAUAGUAACAACAACAACAACAACGGCAACGCGUUCGCUAUCCCGGCGUCUGCCUCCCCGGCCUCGUCCACCUCAUCCGCCUCCUCUUCCUCCUGUUCCACUCCCGCCUUGCCCACCUCUUCGGCCUACGGUAGUUUGCCGCCGCCUCCACUGACUCCGCACCAAUCCGGCGGAGGUCAGCAGCAGGGCUCCGGCGGCGCCAAUAGCGCCGGCUCGUACUCGUACGGCGGAUCGACGCCGACGGCGGCCGAUUACUCCGCCGCUGCGGUGGCGGCCUACGGCGCCGCCGGAUUCCAUUCGGCCGUCCAUCACCACUCGCAUGCACACCACCAACAGUCCGGCUCCGUGUUCAGCGCCAAAUCGCUCCACCACCACCACCACCACCAGUCGGCCCGUCCAAGAACCAAAACGCGUUCGUCCGCCGAGGGUCGCGAGUGUGUCAACUGCGGAGCGACGUCGACGCCCCUGUGGAGGAGAGACGGCACCGGCCACUACUUGUGCAACGCUUGCGGACUUUACUACAAGAUGAACGGGCAGAAUCGACCCCUCAUCAAGCCCAAGCGCAGACUGGUAAGUUCGGCGGCCAGGAGAGCGGGUACAACAUGCGCUAACUGCAAGACGACCAUGACGACGCUCUGGCGACGCAACCACAACGGCGAACCCGUCUGCAACGCCUGUGGACUCUACUACAAACUCCACAACGUCAAUCGCCCGUUGACGAUGAAGAAGGAAGGAAUCCAAACUCGCAACCGGAAAUUAUCUUCCAAAUCCAAGAAGAAGAAGGGAUCGAUCUCGUCUUCGGCCUCGGCCUCGGCUGGGUGUCACUUGAGCAGUUACCAGGACGUCAUGUCCAUGGGAGCGGGAAGCGCAUUGGACAAGGCGGCCGUGGCGGCUGCCGCCGCCGCUGCCGCCGGAUUUCCGGGAUUCGCCGCGGCCGCGGCCGUCGCUUCGGCGGCUGGCGCCUCGUCGGCCAUGUCGCACUACGCCGUCUACGCCGGCAACGGUCAGAUGCACCACCCUGCCCACCACCAUCCGCAUCACGCCGGUCUGAACCACUCGGCGGCUGCGCAGAUGGGAGGCUUCCAUCAUCACGGCAGCCCAUCAGGUCCGCCUCCGGGAUCCAUGGCCAUCCACCACUCGAUGGGCGGCAUUUCCUCCUCCGCCCUCGGCCUGGGCUCUACCUUUAAUUCAAUGGCUUCCUGGCGGACGGAUUUCAGCACUUAAUUGCCCGGUGGAUAACGCAACUCUCUGCUGUCAGCACUAUGAAACCCACCAACCAUUUUACUGGACGGACGGACGGACGGACGACGUCGCCCACAAAAAGAAACCUCCACCCUUUUUUUUUAUUUUGAUCGAAUAAUUCGCACAUACCAUAAAUAUAAUGUUACUUUUUAUUCCAUUACACUACACACCGUAUUCAUCACGAGAUUCGUCCUCCUCCUCUCUAUACAAACAAUAAUGAAAUAAUAAUAAAAAGAAAUUAGAGUAAUAACAAGCAUUAUCGAUCGAUGACUUAAAAUGUCCUUCCUCCCCCGCGUGUAGAAUUGUGCAUAAUAUAAUUCAAUUAGUCCAUCAGAUUCGAAACAGACAAAAAAAAAUUGAAAAAAAGAUUAAUGAUGAGAACCAUAUACUAUAUAGUGGUCGGCUGUUUACAAAAAAAAAAUCAACAUGUAAAACAAAAACACACACACACAGACAAAUGAAAGAAAUACCAAUUAAAAAAUUUCAAUCGUUUUAAAUAUAUCCCGAAUGUUUUUGGUUUCCUUUUUUUAGUUUGAUGGAAAAAUAAUUGGUUUCGAAAAAUCUUGCUGCGGUGUUAAAAUCUUCCUCUUAUUUGAAAUUUGGCCUCCUCCGAAAAAAAAUUUGUUUAAUUUGAUUGGCUUUAUUUUAUUUUAUUUUUGGCUUUCCCAUUUACUCCCCCAUCCCCCUCCUUCACAUAUAUAUUAUGAUAUAUUCUUCAUUUGUAUACGUCACACCACGACAUCGGCAUCAUCCUUCGGAGGACUCUGCUGCCGGUGCGCUCCUCUCUCUUAUUCCUUUUUACCAUCAACCAUUAUAUUAUUAUUAUGAAUAAAGCCGUGUGUAUGUACGUGUGUGUGUGUGUGUAUCUCUGUGUGUAUGCCUGUGCAUAUGUGUGUGUAAUAUAAACGUCAAGAGCUUAUCGUUAGUGUCUGUUCGGAUCCAUCAUUGUCGAAUUAAAUUCAAUAACACUCAAAUUAUCAGCUGGUAUAGUGUCGCAAUUUUCGGCGUGACUGGGCAAUCAACUUUGGGAGAAAGUGGAACGGACCAGGUGGGCACAAUCGCAAAUAAACGAAGGGAAUGAAAAAAAAAAA